UGCUCUUGAGCCAUGAACGCUGUAUAACAGUAUCAGUUAGUGAGACGGAAGACGUAGCUGCAGAUGGAGCGCGCUCAGAGUAGCCCAAACAGUUAAAAAGUGUUGCGUUAUCUGAAACUUAAACAAUUACAGAAAGGCACUGAACAAGGAACUAAAAGAGCACAGAACUUUUACACACCCACCCAAAUUGGAUACCACUUUGACUGGACGGCGAGGGACAGUAUUUUGAUGACCGUGAAAGUGUCCAUCGUGCCAGAGAGAGCCAGUGAGUGACCUUACACAGAGCCUUAACUCUGAGCCUCUAAACACAGUUGCAUAAGAUAUUUUUUUCAUUCAUUAUUACAUAUGUUUUUUCAUAGAUUACUUAAAUGUAAAUUAACAGAAUGUGUUGGUAAGUGUAAAAUAGGAGUGAUAUGUAUUGUUUAUGUCAGCAGCAACGCAGGUUUCAAUGGACAGAUGGAAGGCAGCCAUCAUCUGCACUGGUGUGGAAAUGUGUCUUACAAGGUCUCAGGAAGUUCCUGCUGUAAUGGUAAUAUAACUCUGGGAUUAAGCCAGCUGGUGGCUGACUGCUGUGGUUCUGUAGCUUACAAUCCACUUAAUGAGAUUUGCUGUAAUGGCAGUAUUCUGACUCGAAGCAGCACUUACGCGAAAUGCUGUGGCAAAGACAUGUACUUGACAACGACUCAUGUGUGUUGUGGUAAAAACAACAUAUUUCAAUGGAAGGAAAAUCAUUCUUGUUGUGGCGAGAAAACAUAUGACGAGACAAUCCACUGCUGCUGUAGUAACCCUACACCAGUAGUAAAGCAUAAAAAUGAAACUUGCUGUCUAAAAGCAAAAGAUCAUGAUAAAAAAACAGAACACCAGCCAGGCUCUCCUCCAACUCGCCCUCUGCCCAUAUUAUCAGACUUGAUUUGUGGAUCAGAAACCUACAAUCCCCAUAAACAAAUGUGUUGCUCAGGGAAUCUGUAUAAGGCAUCAGCACUUACUAAGUGCUGUGGCGGAGAUGCUUACACUCUGUCAGAUGACAAUGUGCUGUGCUGUAAUGGAAUCCUUCAUCUCAAUGUGCCUGAGCAGUCCGAGUGUGUUGGAGGUGUUAUAUAUACUCCAGCAAACACUACUUGCCAAAUGUCGACCCGUCCUCGUCUUGGAGAGCACUGCUGUGGAGGACAAACCUUCAAUCCUCGCACGCAUAUUUGCUGUAAUGGUCACAGCCACAACAAGAUGAAUGGCCAUUUCUGCUGUGGUUCAGAAGUCUAUGACCACCACAACCAGUUCUUGAAAUGCUGCUCAGGUCAUCUCUACAACCUAACCCAUUUAAGUGGAAAAGCAGAGUGCUGUGGAAACCUAUUGCUGCAAAAUAAUAAAAAAAUUUGCUGUUCCUCCUCAACCAAUUCCAUAAUGUAUGAGACCAAACCAAACCACCAUUGCUGUGGGCAUUACUACUACAACACGUCCUUGUGGAGCUGCUGUGCUGAACGUCUCAAACCAACACCAAAGCCUAACAGCCUUCGUGCAGAAUACAGACUUAAACCACUAAGGGACCUGAUCCCUGAAAUGUGCAAUAAAACAGUGUUCUUUGGCAAAGUGGAGAGUGUGGCACUUGAAAAUGAUAUGCGUCAUGUGUUGUUGAAAGUUGUGUGGCAAGUCAACAUGAAAUCAGAAAAGGUCAUCAAAGACCCUUGGCUUCAUGUGUCCCUGGAUCACUGCAGCUUUCCUGCCACAGACAAUGGCAAAACCUACCUUUGGGAGAAAAACCACAAUGGGAAGCCCGUGCUUCUCUCUCAACCUGUUGACCUAACAGCUGACAUUUACAUGUUAUAUUAUGUAUGUUACCAAAAGAAGGGAUAGAAAUAUGGAUUGAGGUCUAUUUCCCAUCAUUUCAAAGCAUGCAGAUUGUCAUAAGAUUUCUGAUCAUUUUUAUCCAUCAUUAAUGAUAAAUUACAAUAGAGACAAGUCUCUGUUACUAUACACAGCAUUACGGGAUCACAUGUUGUGCAUCUGUGCUUUUUACCUUAUUGGAUAUUUUUAUUUCAUCUCAAUAAUGGAUUGAUCCUGUUGGGAGUGAUGCAUUACUCUCAUUUAUUCAAUGAGGUAAUUUUAAGCUUUGUUAAUGUGAAAAAUGGAAAUAGAAUAAAAAAGAAAACAUUCUUUUUUUAAAAUUGAGUUCGCUUAAAGAGUUCUUUUUUAUCUAAAAUGCUAGGCAGUGUUUAUUUUAUAUAUUUUAAGUUGCACUGCAUGACAUGCAUGAAAAGAAGCAUGCUUUUGUAAUUGUACUGUAUUUUAUCAGUCUCGGGUCUAUUCCAAUUCUGUUCAGUUUUUAACAAUUUGACGGGUUCAGGGGCCUUCAUGUACUAAGUUCAGUGGUGCUAUAUAUAUAUAUAGACAAUCAAAAAUCACUGUGUUAUCUAUCUAAUACAUGUAGUGACUUGGUAGUUUUCAACUUCUCCAAACUCCUAUAUACGGUUCAAUUUCUAUGUCUCAGCUAUAUGCAACUGUGAAUACACCUUUCAGGUUAAAUGUUGUGUGAAAAUUUACUCAUUCAAGCUGUAUUAUGGUAUUGCAGAAUUAUUAUUAUUAUUUUUUUUUUAAAUAAAAAAAGUUAAGAAGCACAA
Messenger RNA from Cyprinus carpio (common carp), 2612 nucleotides. Its product is annotated as galaxin-like. NCBI's taxonomy places the organism in Eukaryota, Metazoa, Chordata, Actinopteri, Cypriniformes, Cyprinidae. The transcript is spliced from 10 exons. The record is from RefSeq and is a predicted model, not a curated record. The coding region runs from base 346 to 1848 and encodes 500 amino acids.